This is a messenger RNA of Mangifera indica (mango), 1052 nucleotides long. Its product is annotated as zinc finger protein ZAT10-like. NCBI's taxonomy places the organism in Eukaryota, Viridiplantae, Streptophyta, Magnoliopsida, Sapindales, Anacardiaceae. Gene Ontology annotation, molecular function: DNA-binding transcription factor activity. Gene Ontology annotation, biological process: response to stress. The transcript has a single exon. The coding region runs from base 151 to 876 and encodes 241 amino acids. The record is from RefSeq and is a predicted model, not a curated record.
UAUAACAUCGUCGCUUACUUUCGCACCACUUGUCACGCAACUUCCGUCUCCUCGUUUCCUUUAAAAGCCUCUCUCACACUCUCUGCUCUACGCAACUUACAUUCACAUUCAUUCUUCUAAAUCUCAAUACUCUGUCGUUUCAACUGCGCUAUGGCACUACAAGCUCUCAACUCUCCAACAACACCGACGCCUCCUUUCCGCUUUGAAGAAGUGAAUCUUCACUGUGUUGAGCCGUGGACUAAGCGCAAAAGGUCGAAGCGUCCCCAUAACCCUCCGACCGAAGAGGAGUAUUUGGCUCUUUGUCUUGUCAUGCUUGCUCGUGGAACCACCUCCGUCCCCGUCAUACCCACCGCUAGCACCUCCUCACAGCGGCAGAAGUCUCCGCAACCUCCAUCAGCUGCUACGACAUCCUUGGACCAGAAGCUUAUCUUCAAGUGCAGCAUCUGCAACAAGGCGUUUUCUUCUUACCAAGCGCUGGGUGGACACAAGGCCAGUCACCGUAAAGGAUCCGGCGGCGACGAGCAGUCAACCUCCACCACAACCACCACCAACACAGCCGCCACCGCCACCGCACCCCACACCACUGGCAGGACCCAUGAGUGUUCCAUCUGCCACAAGUCCUUUCCUACAGGUCAAGCCUUGGGCGGACACAAACGCUGUCACUACGAAGGCGGCGAAAAAAGCGGAGUGACAUCAUCUGAAGGUGUCGGGUCCACUAUUACACAUAGCCAAGUCAGUCACCGUGACUUUGACCUUAACCUGCCGGUGUUACCGGAAUUCUCGCCUGCCUUCUUCGUCUCUGGUGAUGAUGAAGUGGAAAGCCCCCAUCCUGCUAAAAAGCCCCGUUUCUUAUUGCCACCCAAAAUUGAAGUCUAGAUUAUAAUUAAGACAUUUUAUUUUCCAUUUUUUAGCAUAAAAAUUUGGACUCUAUUUUCAUGUACUACUUUUUUGAAGCCGAUUUCAGUGAUAAUUUUUUGUGUACAUAGCAGUUGAGAUUCCCUCACUUGCUUAUGAUUUAUGAUAGUGAUUAAUUCAAUUUAUUUUUUCCCCAA